GAAUUCACCCCAGAGGAGUGGGUACAAUUGAACCCAUCUCAGAAAAAGUUGUACAGGGAUGUGAUGCUGGAGAACUAUAGGAACUUGGUCUUUUUGGAGAGCAGAAAAUUUACUGGAGAUAAACUUCUUGAAUAUGAUGAAUAUGGGAAGGCCUUCAGGAGCAAGGAGCACCUUUUUGUGUGUCAGAAAAUUCAUACUGGAGAGACACUUUGCCAAUGUAGUGAAUGUAAGAAGGCCUUCAGGGAUGAGAUACAGCUUACAGUGCAUCGCAGAAUUCAUACUGGAGAGAAACCUUAUGAAUGUAGUGAAUGUGGAAAGGCCUUCAGGAACAAGAAGUACCUUGCUCGACAUCAGAUAAUUCAUACUGAAAAGAAUCCUUAUGAGUGUAGUGAUUGUGGGAAGGCCUGUAGGGAUAAGACACAACUUACACUGCAUCACAGAAUUCACACUGGAGAGAAACCUUAUGAAUGUAGUGAAUGUGGGAAGGCCUUCAGAAGUAAGACACAACUUACUGUGCACUGGAGAGUUCAUACUGGUGAGAAACCAUACGAAUGUAGUGCAUGUGGAAAAGCAUUCAGAUAUACGACACAACUUACAAUGCAUCACAGGAUUCACACUGAAGAGAAUCCUUAUGAAUGUACUGAAUGUGGGAAGGUCUUCAGGAAUACUUCAGGACUAAGAGUGCAUCACAAAAUUCAUACUGGAAACAUUCCUUAUGAAUGUAAGGAGUGUGGGAAGGCUUUUCUUUUCAAGUCAAAACUUAUUCGACAUCAAAGAAUUCAUACUGGAGAGAAAGCUUGUGAAUGUAGUAAAUGUAUGAAGACCUUCAGGGGAAAGAAGGCACUUGCUCUGCAUCAGAGAAUUCAUACUGGAGAGAAACCUUAUGAAUGUAGUGAAUGUGGAAAGGCCUUCAAAUAUAAGAUACAACUUACAGUACAUCAGAAAAUUCAUACUGGAGAGAAACCUUAUGAAUGUAGUGAAUGUGGAAAGGCCUUCAGGGAUAAGACACAACUUAAAGUGCAUCACAGAAUUCAUACUGGCGAGAAACCUUAUGAAUGUAGUAAAUGUGGGAAGGCCUUCAGGUAUAAGACAAAACUUACAGUGCAUUACAGAAUUCAUACUGGAGAGAAACCUUAUGAAUGUAGUGAAUGUGGAAAGGCCUUCAGGACUAACUUUGAACUUAAAGUCCAUCAGAGAAUUCAUACUAGAGAUUUUCUUUAUGAAUGUGAUCAAUGUGGAAAGGCCUUCAAGACUAACUCACAACUUAAAGUGCAUCAGAGAAUUCAUACUGGAGAAAAACCUUAUGAAUGUAGGAAAUGUGGAAAGGCCUUCGGGAGGAAGGACUAUCUUAGUAAUCAUCAGAGAAUUCAUAUUUGAGAGUUGUCUUAUGAAUAUAAGGAGUGUGAGAAGGGUUUCCACUAUGACAUAGAUCUUACUCUACAUCAAAAAAUUCAUACUGGAGAGAAACUUUAUUAAUGUAAUGAAUGUGGAAAGGCCUACAAGAGGAAGAAAUAUCUUACUGUACACCAGAGAAUUCAUACUCAAAACAUCCUUAAUAAAUGUAAGGAGUGUGGGAAGGCUUUCCCCUAUAACUCAGAUCUUAUUUGACAUGAAAAAAAUCAUGCUGAAGAGAAACUUUAUGGAUGUCAUGAAUGUGGGAAGACCUUCAGAGUGAGGAUCCAAUUUACUCAACACCAAAGAAUUCAUUCAGGAAAGGAAUCUUAAGAGUGCAGUGCAUGUAGGUUGGCCUUUAGAUGGAGAAUAUUACUUUUUAUCCAUCAGAGAAUUCAUCCUGGGGAGACUGGUAAAGAGUCUGGGAAGACCUUCCAUUGCAAUUUGGAUCUAAUUAGACAUCAAAAAUUCAUGUUGAAGAAAAACCUUAUGUAUGUAGUGAAUAUGGGAAGGCCUUCAACAAGACGCCUCAUGUUACUGUUUAUCAGAGAAUGCAUACUGGAGAAAUUCUUUAUGAAUGUGAGUAGCGUGGGAAGGCCUUCUGUCACAAAUUAGAUCUUUCUCAACUUUAAAUAACUCAUGGCUUCUGAAUGUAACGUACAAGGGAAAGCCUUCCACCUGAAUGUAUCUUUUCCUCAACAUCAGAGCAUUCAUACUGGAGAGAGACCUUAGGAAUGCAUUGAUUGUGGUAAGAUCUUCAGCCUGAAGACGCAACUUACUCAACAUCAAAGAACUAUUUCUAGAGAGAAACUUUGUGAGUUUGGGUAAGACUUUAGACUAAGGAUGCUACUUUAUGUCCAUCAGAGAAUUGAUACUAGAGUGAUUUUCCUGAUUAUAAGGAGUGUGGGAAGAUUCCCCCAGCUGACUAAACUGUGAUUCUGAGUCUCUAGAUGCAGUUCACAGAGUCCUUAUUUAGGCACCAUGGGUAGAAGAUAUUCCUCCCCUCUAAGAAGCCCUGUAAAGGGGCAGAGAUUCAGUGUUAUCUUCCCAUGGGCCUUCAGGGGGAGGGAGAGGUUACUGAGUGGAUGGUGGUUUUGGGAGAUCCUUAGUAUUAACUUUGGUUCCUCGGAUUAUGGCAUGCAAGAAGCUGGGGGAUGACCUCUUGGCCAUCAGAUGAGCCUGAGCCUAAUGUGUGAUGAAUAAUUGUUGAUGGUACUUGAGAAAUAUAUCAUAAUCUGAGCUGUGUUCCUCAUGUGGCUGCUACUGCUUCUGCUUCUCUUCGUUUGGGUAGCCACUGUGGACCAUAAAGAUUUGGAAUCACCUUAUUUAAAACAAAGCCUCAUUAGGGCCUGUGGCAGAUGUUAAUGCAAUGUGAUUUCUGUCCUGUGCUCUGAACUUCAAAGAGAAGAAUGUGCAGGUAAACAGCACGAUUAUCAGUGACCUUCUCCUGGUAGCCAAAUGCCUUGUCAUCUAAUUAGUGACACACAUGAAAAGAUGAAUAAGAUUCCCAUUAUGGUUUAGGAAUAGAAACAGUUUUCAAUGAAGAAAUCAAAGUAAUCAAUAAUAAUGAAAGAAUGCCCUAAAUCACUUUUAACUAGAGAAAUGCAAAUGAAAAGAACUUUGAAGCAACAUGUCACACUACCUCAGAUUGGCCAGCGUGACAAAAAAGGGAAAUGACAAAUUCAGGAGGGGAUGUGGAAAAAUAGGGACAU
Molecule: messenger RNA, 3104 nt
Organism: Vombatus ursinus (common wombat)
Lineage: Eukaryota; Metazoa; Chordata; Mammalia; Diprotodontia; Vombatidae
Product: zinc finger protein 470-like
Exons: 2
Coding region: 64-1377 (437 amino acids)
Biological process (GO): regulation of transcription by RNA polymerase II
Molecular function (GO): DNA-binding transcription factor activity, RNA polymerase II-specific; RNA polymerase II cis-regulatory region sequence-specific DNA binding
Source: RefSeq, a predicted model, not a curated record